AUACGUAUGUCUACAAAGUUCACAGCCCUCAGCCAUUUUUCUCAUCAAAACCGCUAUUCAUCAACAAAAGCCUACUAACGCUACUAACACACCGUCGAAGUUUUUUGACCUUCCACAUGAAGUCAUUACAAAAUGUCAACCGAACGAGAUAAGUUGGUGUGCAACGCGCGCGAUUGCUUCAAGAAAAUUGAAGGAACCGCGUGGAUUACCUGCUGUUCGCACGUGUUCUGCGACCAACACGGCAAGGAGGCCAAACUCCGCCAACCGACGUCAUCGCCAUCCUGUCCAGCCUGCGGUACCCGCUUCCGAGACGAGCUGUCCAUUGUGGAACGAAAGCUGAACAAUUCUCUACAGGCCCGAGCGUUGCUUUUGUGUGGCUACAAUCCGGAGGUGGUGAUGGAGAUUGCCAACAAUGCCAUUACCUUUUGGAAUUUCCAGAAGCAGCAAAUUUGUGCCAAUCUGGAAAGAAAACUGGAAUACUAUCGGGAAAUGGUGUGCACGAUGAAACGGGACGGAGCCCAGCAGAAGGCCGACACCGAGAUGAAGAUUCGUCGCCUGGAGCAACAAUUGGAACAGGCCAAGGUGAAACUAAGGCAACAGCAGGACGACGAACGGCAGGCGGGGAAGAAUCGAUUCGGCGAACCGUCCCGUUGUGUGAAGAAACGCAAGCCGGACGAUUUCCUGCUGUGAGUCUAUCCCGGCGAAAACCACGCGCUUCCAAUGGAGCAAUAAAGUAAGAUGGUGGAACUUAUACGCGCGAUUCUCUUAUAUUGUGUGCCCAUCAUUCCGGGCAAUCUUCGAUUUAUUGCGGUGCCGAUAGGAGCUUAUUUCCCGAUUGGAUCUGCAUGGGAAUAUGAAUCCGCACCGAGUUCCUCCAAAGCAAUAAAGCACAUAAAUAAGAGAUAUGUGGAGAAUACUCGGUAUUUCCAUGCGAUCAUGGGAGCAAUAAGCACUACGAUGUGCGGUAUGCCCACUAACGUGGGUAGUGAUGGGCAUAAGGGAUUUUGUGGCGUGAU
Molecule: messenger RNA, 1016 nt
Organism: Aedes albopictus (Asian tiger mosquito)
Lineage: Eukaryota; Metazoa; Arthropoda; Insecta; Diptera; Culicidae
Product: E3 ubiquitin-protein ligase CCNB1IP1
Exons: 2
Coding region: 133-690 (185 amino acids)
Biological process (GO): reciprocal meiotic recombination
Cellular component (GO): synaptonemal complex
Molecular function (GO): ubiquitin protein ligase activity
Source: RefSeq, a predicted model, not a curated record